UCCCAGAACUCCCAUAGUUCUUUGCGCAGCAACAACAAGGCAGGCUAGCUGACUUUGGUUGAGGAUUCAACGCCUCUCAUUUGUACCAAAUAAAAGUAGUCUUUAGUGUUUCGCUACCAUGAAAGAUGUUAGUGGGUACCUCAAACAGCAGCAGAGCAACAGCUCCACGCCGGAGAUGGCGACACAGUGGCACACAUUGGAGGAUUUGUACAACAAACGGUUGUGGCAUCAGUUGACUCUGCAGCUGACAGACUUUGUUAAAGAUCCCUACUUCAAAACAGGAGAUGGCCUCAUACAGCUCUAUGAAAAUUUCAUCAGUGACUUUGAACACAGAAUCAAUCCCCUGUCGCUUGUGGAGAUCAUACUGUAUGUUGCCAGGCAGAUGCCAGAUCCUAAAGAUGCCAUCACUUUUCUUGAGAAGACCAAGGAGAAGGUGAAAAGUAACGAAGAAGCCGUGAUUCUCUGCAAGACAACUAUUGGCAGUCUUAAACUGGAUAUCAGUGAUCUUCCUGCCACAAAGAAAAUCAUUGAAGAGGUUGAGGAAAUGUUGAAUAACCUGCCUGGGGUGACAUCCGUCCACGGACGUUUUUAUGACCUCUCUAGCAAAUAUUAUCGCAUAAUUGGGAACCAUGCCUCUUACUACAAGGACGCUCUGCGCUACCUCGGCUGUGUGGACAUUAAAGACCUUCCAGAAACAGAGAAGCAGGAGAGAGCAUUUACACUUGGGCUCGCUGGACUUCUAGGAGAAGGCGUUUACAACUUUGGAGAGCUGCUGAUGCAUCCUGUUCUGGAGUCUCUGAGAAACACAGACAAACAGUGGCUUAUUGAUACACUAUAUGCCUUCAAUGCAGGCAAUGUUGAGAAAUUCCAGGGUUUCAAGUCUGCAUGGGGUCAACAGCCUGACCUCGCAGCACAUGAAGCUAAACUCAUGCAGAAGAUCCAGCUGCUUUGUGUGAUGGAGAUGACCUUCACUCGUCCUGCAAACAACAGGCAGCUUACAUUUACAGAGAUUGCCCAGAGUGCCAAAAUCCCUGUUAACGAGGUGGAGCUUCUAAUCAUGAAGGCUCUGUCUGUGGGCCUGAUCAGAGGCAACAUUGAUGAAGUGGACCAGAAAGUACAGAUGACCUGGGUGCAGCCCAGAGUGCUCGACCUGCAGCAGAUCAAAGGCAUGAAGGAGCAGCUGGACCUCUGGUGUGGUGAUGUGAAGAACAUGGCCAUGCUGGUGGAGCAGCAGGCUCACGACAUCCUCACUUAAACGGCGAAAGCUCACUUCCUCUCAGAAUUUUCUUUUUUGUAUUGAAUUUCUUUCUAUAGGAUGUUCUGUUGCUGUCACUGUUUAUUACCAGCCUGCAAAUAAUGCUGAGGUAUUUUACAAAAACAAUUUGUUGCAACAUCUUCAACAUAUGUACUAAAAUAUUGUGUAAAACAUAAAUAAAAAUAUAUGAGUCAUA
Betta splendens (Siamese fighting fish) is the source of this 1451-nucleotide messenger RNA. It is a transcript of the gene psmd13, whose product is annotated as proteasome 26S subunit, non-ATPase 13. The transcript has 13 exons. The record is from RefSeq and is a predicted model, not a curated record. Gene Ontology annotation, biological process: ubiquitin-dependent protein catabolic process. Bases 119 to 1255 code for a protein of 378 amino acids. Gene Ontology annotation, molecular function: structural molecule activity. Lineage: Eukaryota; Metazoa; Chordata; Actinopteri; Anabantiformes; Osphronemidae. Gene Ontology annotation, cellular component: cytosol; proteasome regulatory particle, lid subcomplex; nucleus.